Messenger RNA from Liolophura sinensis, 680 nucleotides. RefSeq lists its product as uncharacterized. The record is from RefSeq and is a predicted model, not a curated record. The transcript is spliced from 5 exons. Bases 94 to 654 code for a protein of 186 amino acids. NCBI's taxonomy places the organism in Eukaryota, Metazoa, Mollusca, Polyplacophora, Chitonida, Chitonidae.
AACAAAUGUUGGUAAGAGAAAAGUGUAUAAUCUGACCCAGGUGCUAAGUGCAUGCCUCACUCGUAAUGGAGGGAAUCCACGUAUUGAGAAACAAUGUCAAUGGGCCGCCCGCUACAAGAGUUGCUUGUACUAGGCCUCGUUUUUGCAGCAUCUUUGGCUGCGCCUGUGAGCCAGCACUGCACGAGUAACGCCGACUGCUCGGACCCAAACUCCUCCUGCCGACCCCACCGAUGUGACUGGAAGAUAUGCCAGUGUAAUGUACACUAUGUCAUCAACCGCCAAACAGACAUGUGUGAGAAAGCCAGUGUUAUUGGUGACCCGUGUAACAAAACGAAGGACUGUUUGCCCAGGCAUUCCAUCUGCUCUGCCAACCACACCUGUGAGUGCGAGGUCAAUUUUCUCUCCACUAUAGACUUGUUUUGGUGUAUAAGUACCGCCCAUGUUGCACUCGGUGACCUUUGCAACAAAUUCAAUAAUUGCGGCAUCGGAGCGGAGUGCAAGUCUGGAACGUGUAGCUGUAAGCCAUGGCACGGAGCGUGGACAGAGGAUGAAAAGUGGGCGGGGUUACCGCAGUCCAAGUACAUACAAUGCCAGAACAAGAACUAUACUCUGAACGAAUGUAAUGGAGUAACAUUUGUGCCUCCCAGUGGGUAAAAUCACCAUUUUGUGUGCCAUUGUGU